Messenger RNA from Porites evermanni, 8708 nucleotides. NCBI's taxonomy places the organism in Eukaryota, Metazoa, Cnidaria, Anthozoa, Scleractinia, Poritidae. The record is from the annotation of a GenBank genome assembly.
AUGAAGGAUUCUGCCAUAAUCUGCCUCAUUUGUUACGUUUUCUCCGCAUUGCCAGGUUACGGUGAGUAUUAAAAGCACUUGCUAUUUACUCAUUCAUAGAAUCAUUCGGCUACGUGAGUACGGCAGAUUAGAGUUGAGGGAAGAGCUGAUUUACUCAAAAUUAAGCGCAUGAUGCCUAGGGGAACAUCUAAGACCGAUUCAAAUGUACACUGAUUAUAAGGUGAUGUACAAAGAAUUUAGUCGGUCAAUUACCAUUCGUCUUUGACUUGAAUGAAUGAAAACCGACCCAAUAUUUUACACCAGCUUCUACACACUUCCGCUCCACAGUCUUUCGUUGUAUGGUGCAGGUUUUGCCACAAAAUUUUGUUUUUUGUUGGUUCUAUUAGUGUAGAAAAGGAUAAAAAAAUGUAGACAUCUUCUGUACAAUACAGAAGCCAUAAUUACAGCGUUCUUGUUCGAAAGAGACGGGAAACCCCGGCCUCUCUGUCCACGUGGAUUUUACCCGUGCACAUUGAAAAAUAUUUUAAGAAGACAAAGAAUCGAAGCGCUUAAUUAUGCCAAUAUAAUCAAGUGUCUCCCUUUAAGGGAAAUCUAAGAAGAAUUUAAGGUAAUUUUUCGGCUCUGAAUGCCCUUAAAAAUUUAACAAUCCUUUAAAAUAUUCGAAAACGAAAGCGAACCAGCCACCCACGCCCAAAAGUUCACUGCUCGAGCGCUCGAACAUAAAUACCUUAUUACUUCCGGUGUACUUUUCCGGUGCCCGGUACUCGCCAUGUGCACAUUUCUCUUUUUAUUUUCUGUAAAAUAUGAAAGUGUUUAACUUCUCGGCCUUGGGAAGUUGAAGGAAGAGUGGUUUACUUCAGCUUAGUCUUAAUUUCUAGGGAAAAAUAAAGACCCCGUCUGUAGUUCAAGUUUAAAGGUUUAAAAGGUAAAUAAAGCCCAGAAAUUAUACCAUGUGAAAAGACUGUCGUUCCAGUAUAAGCCCGUGUAAGGGGGUGUCCCCUGGACACAUCCGGUCCGGCCCGUCGAUAAACAUUUCUUUCCCAAGCAUAGUUAUGAUUAAGUAGGGUAAAAUCAAAAAUGCGUUCAUUUUGAGGUAAAACCCCAUUUUCUUUCUCCCGCCUUAUGAAGAUACAGCCACACACGAUAUAAAAAGUAAAAAGCCCUUAAUGUCAAGUUCGUCAAAUCCAACGUUAUUUUUGUGUUAUAACGACCCGUAGUCGAGUUACGUUUUCUAACUUUGUAAAUGAUGACCAAAACGAAAACACACGGUAUCAGAACUACUUCAGUAAUCUAUUAUCGUAUUAUCAUGAUGUGUUUUCCAGUUAAUUUUUACAACAGUUUGUUGUUGUUUUUUCAACGGGUUUGAAUGACUCUAAGGAUUUGUGGGGGAUAAUCGAAAACGUAAAUGAGCUGCCUUUAAUACCGAAACCAAAAGCAAAGGUCGGUACCGGAACUAAAUGUUACAUUACUACGUUAUUUCCGGUAUCUGUUAGUGGAGUCACGGGAUGAUGGGAAGAUCGGUGUGGCACUUCGCGAUUUCUCCGCGUUUCGCAAAAUUUCCCGCAGCCCCCAAAAUAUUCAAUUCCCCAAAUCGUCUUUUGUGAAAAUGAUAUAGUUUUAAAUUGACGAGAAUUAUAACUUAAAUCAGACCCUGGCAGUCGAUGUUUCAGCCGAAGAUGAGUAUCAAAUCGAGUUCUCGCAAACGUUUAAGAAGCGAUUAAGUCCAAAAAUCUUAGGUGAGAGCAGAUCGUUUUUCUUUUAGAUUUUAAUCGCACAGUUUUUAGCUGGUUCCCUGUACACUAUGGUAAGCCUGCUUCGUUUCAACGAAGGAAGAAUUAUUGCGUGACGAGCCAUGGAAGAUUAACCUCAGUUGUGAAUGCGAAGAAUUUGAUGGGCGCUUGCCAUGGGAUCGGAUUACAUUUCAGUUGAGGAGCGAAGGAGGAAAUAUUCGUUUACUGUGGGCCCAUGGGCGUUAUUCGUUGACUCGAAUGUCAAAACUAAAAUAGUCCAGCAUUUCUUCUUCCAAAACCCGCAACCUCUAAGAGAACGUGACGGCUUCCUUUCAAAGCUAAUGUAUUUCGUGAUUUACAUUUCAUAAAGAACCUUUUAACGGACAAUUAGUUUCAGUCUUCAUACAUUGAACCGCAGUACGAUCACCGCGGAAUACCGUAAAAUUCCGAAAAUAAGCCCCUCCAUGUACAAGCCCCUCCAAAUACAAGCCCCCCAAAACGGCAACGCAGAAUCUCUCCACCAAAUAUAAGCCCCCCAGGGGCUUGUACUUUGAAAUUGCCCUCAAAUAUAUGUACAAAGUAAAACAAAGCAAAAACGGUAAAUUUACCUCCAACUAUAAGGCUAGCCCAAUCGAUUUUGAAACGAAAAUUUCCCUCCGAAUAUAAGCCCCUCCAAAAAUAAGCCCCUCAUAAAGGGCCUUUGAAAAAUAUAAGUCCCGGGGCUUAUUUUCGGAAGUUUACGGUGUACCAGUGAAAGUAGCAAUCCUCUCUUUCCCCUUCCCAUCGUGCCCCGCGCGCCUUUUCCCCUCUCCCCAGCCUCCCUGCGACACAAAGUUGAGAGUUUUCGAGAGUUUUCGAUCCUCGUGGCCAAACCAAUACCCAUGGUCAAAGUCUUGAAGUAACUGGGAAAUGAAACUACUGCCCGUGCCCUGCAAACGGCUAGGCCUUCGCAUGGCUUGGAUGACAAUAUGAGAAUGGCGGUUGCGUCGCCAGUAGGAUCCAGUAGGAGAAGUAAAAAAUCCUCAAUUAAUAAUACUCUUUCGUUGCGUUUUUAAAGGCGUGACUGUUUCUUUCCUUGUACUUUUUCUUUUGUCCUCAAUUAUAAAAUACUGUUAAAGAACUGUACCUACGGUCUAGACUACACGUAGUCUACCUGCGUUCAGCUCCAGUCAAGAAGGUAAUACCCAUUCGGACCCAAUUAAGCACCGAUCAGAAAAGGCGCUGGGAAAGUAGCACUUUGACACUUUUGUUACCGCAGUUACUUAUUUUCAGUUAUUCUGUUUUUUUCUCUCAGUUGCUGAGCCGAUAGAGCUGCCGCCUGUCAAAUGCAACGAACCAGUACUUGCAACAGUAGAAGUUGAUUCCCAGCAUAGAUUCCGACCUUUUUAUGUCCGACUCCACCGUUGUGAGGGUUCGUGGGAGGAGGUCAAUCCGAAAACCAAGAGGUGCGUUGCUCUUGGUAUACAGCAUAUCAACAUAAAAGUGUUUUCAUUUGAGACAAACAAAUAUGAUGUUCAUUCUGUGGAUAACCACACACGGUGUGGUGCAGAGUGUACGACAGGUGGCCCAGAUAAAUGCGACCCUUACGUGGAGAAGUGGAAUGAAGACACCUGUAAAUGUGACUGUAAGUUUGACGAAGCACCACCACGUGACAUCAUGGAACCAAAGAACGGCUCUAGGUGAGAACUCAUAUAUACAGUAAAACCUCUAUUUACCUGUGUAUUAAGCGGCCGCUUAUCAAAUCCAAGUUCACCGUUUAUUUGACAUGUNGGAACCAAAGAACGGCUCUAGGUGAGAACUCAUAUAUACAGUAAAACCUCUAUUUACCUGUGUAUUAAGCGGCCGCUUAUCAAAUCCAAGUUCACCGUUUAUUUGACAUGUAUUUAGCGGUCACCUCCAUCAAGUAAGCGCGGUCACCCCUUAGCUAGGCUUCCCAAUUGGCCAAUUUUAGUUGGAUAAUAGUGCGAUGUUUUGACAAGAUAAACAAGGCAAUUUCACUUGUUAAACGUCUUAUAAAACAUACAUAUUGUUAACAAAGGAGGUAGCGUGGCCGAGUGGCCUGCUCGUUGGAUUCGCAAUCCGGCCUUCCCGAGGCUCGCUCUCGCCACUUGCUGCAUUUGUUCGCGGUCGUUCCGAGCUCAAAUCCGCGACUACGCUCGUAAAUAACCAACUGGUUGCCUUCUGUUAGAAUACCUCUUUUAUAGCGGCGGUCAUCUAACUAUUUCGCGAGGAUGACCGACUCCAUGUUACAAACGGAAGUACACUAGGAAGUUACUUGUGGAUCGGCUACCUUGGGUUCAUAUACCGUAAAUCCUCUAUUAAGCCCCCCUCUCAAAUAAGCACCUCUCUCUAAUAACUCCCUCUCCCUUUCAGAAGCUCCCCCUCUGUUUUAAGCCCCCUCUCUUCAUUCUUAUUAUUCUUCAAGGAUGGAUGGAUUAUUCACCACCUGGAAGUUAGGAUUUGUUUUAUUCUUUGGCUGCAUGACCUUCAACCUUUUGUACUUGAGGGUUUCCACUUUACAUUCUAGUUCUUUAUGGAGAACUGAUGCCAUUGCCUUAGCUAAACUAAAUAAGCCCCCUCUCUCAAAUAUGCCCCCCGUGUCCAUUAGCCCCACCUCAUAUGCUUUACGGCAUUUAAAUUUUACUUUCCCACUCGUCACUCAUGCGUUUUCUACCACUUCACUACGUGUCCAUUUCAAGCUAUCUCUAACACCUGUGGGGAUUUUUAGUUUUAGUAUUUUACAAGAUAGCGUUUCAGUUCUCUCUCGGUCACAUUUUUGCCCAGAAAUAAGCUAUUUCCGAGUUUCAAAAACUUUUUCUUAGUUUUAAAACGAGGCCAACUGCAAAAUCUGUCUUGUGAAAAUGAGCUUAAGACAACGCAGUUAAGGCAGCUCGAAAUUGACCUACUCAUCUUAAGUUGCCGUUCUAGCCACUCCCGUUCGAGUUGCCAAGUGCUCCAAGAGUUUCAGUCCCAAUCCAGAUGGAAGGAUUAGAGGCAAUUCGUUACAGAGAAGCGAUCAUAAGUGGAUCUAGUUGGAAUUAGAAACGGGGCUCCCCUUUUUUAUCGUUUCCUACUUUUUUCCUCCUUCUCAUUUCAUGGACGUGUGCUUUUUCCUCCCUCAGGUGGAAUAAACACCGUUGUGAUUAUGAAUGCAAUCUAUCGACAUUCAGUGCCUGCUCAGGAAAAAAGGUAAGACGGCUUUAUUAAAUGUUAGAAAUUUUUAAAAAAGCCCGUUUUACCGGUAAUUAGCGAGUGUUUCUGCCUUUCUUAGGACAUUUUCAUUGGUUCUUUAUAAUCGGGAAGUCCUCUCUUAACUCCGGAAUAACAUCCCAAAGGUGUUUAUUUCAAUGACACUUUACUGUAGUUGCUGUUGCUCGAGUGAGGUUCGUUUAUGCAGAUCCCCAUUGCACCAAGAUCAAACUAAGUGUACUGUAAGAGUGAAAUAAACUGUAAGUACUUUUAUAUGCUUAUCCUUCUACAGGAAUUGGACCGUAAGACAUGUUCCUGUGUCUGCAAGGGGUUUCACAAGCGUAUCUGCGAGAACAAAAAUGUUUCCCUAAACCCCGACACCUGUGAAUGCGUUGAGAGUCGGAAAUCACAUUUAAUGUCUAAAAGUAAGUCGAAUCAGUCAUGGCCUUUUUUAAAAAGAUUGCAAGUUCCCAAUAAAACUUGACGUUUUCUCGACUGACUGACUGACUGACUGACCUGCUGUAUAACUGGUCAGCUACCUACCUAACUAACUGACUGACCGAUGACUAAUUGUCAAAUUAACUAAAUUACCCAACUACCUAACGGACUGACACUAUACAUGGAGACUUAUCAAGGAAAAACUUGUUCAAGUAUGUUGUUUUAUGUACACCUACUACCAAGGAAAACGUGAAACGAAAUUUUUUACCGUAAAUGAGGUUUAAUGUGCUAUAUGGUUAAGAUUACGGAAUUGCAGGCUGGACUUGCCAAAUUGUAUUACACUUAACAGUCUCUUAUCUCCCUCAACGACGAACAUUGGGUACGGCACUUCAGUUGGUAUCCGCCUUAUAGUGAACCAAACUGGAGGAAGGCAGGUACCAACUCUAAUCGCUCGCAUUAGGGAUGUGUCUGUCCUAAAGACGUGUUCCUUCAGGGGAACCCAACGACAAUUUUCGGAAAAUAUCUGUUCGGAAGACGAUUUGAGAUCUAGAAUUUUCGGAACAUUUUUUCCAAAAUUUCUUGCUUGUCUUCCUCUCCUAGGAUUUUCGAACAUCUAAAAAAUGGUAUANACCAAACUGGAGGAAGGCAGGUACCAACUCUAAUCGCUCGCAUUAGGGAUGUGUCUGUCCUAAAGACGUGUUCCUUCAGGGGAACCCAACGACAAUUUUCGGAAAAUAUCUGUUCGGAAGACGAUUUGAGAUCUAGAAUUUUCGGAACAUUUUUUCCAAAAUUUCUUGCUUGUCUUCCUCUCCUAGGAUUUUCGAACAUCUAAAAAAUGGUAUAAUUGCCCAUUUUUAACCGAUUUUUACCCUAAAAGGGUCACGUGCAAUUUUCGGGAGCCUUUUUUCUGGCUGAAAUUUUCGAAAAGGUAAGUCUUGAUCCCUAUAAUUUUCGAAUCACUAGACUUUCAGCUGGGAAAUCCGAACAGAUGAAAAAUUUUAGGGGAUAAAAAUAUGCCUAUAUCUACCGUUUUAAUACUAAAAUACUUUUAACAAUGCUAUGUUUGAGUGGUUUUGAACUAUAUUCUCGUUGGGUCCCCCUGUUCCUUAAGAGAGAGUCGAUAGCCUGCAAAGCAGGCGUAUUUUGCAGUGCGAGCGAUCACACGAAUGCUCUCCCACCAUCUUGGAUGUUGAAACAGAUAGAGAGUUGGGGGUAGGUCAAAAAAUGAUUCUCAGGGAAAGGACAGUGGGUGACGGCCUGACGUGAUCAAUUUGAUGAGCAAGCUAGACCGUCGACUACUGGCUAUUGAGCUAAAGUUUUAUCUCUGGUCAGUUUUAAGUUGCAGAUAUCAAUUCUAGGUAUCUAUCUCUUGCUUUUAACACAAGAUUUAAAGCUCCUUUGGUUUUGCUUUUAUUACAGGUUCGAUUACCUACGUUGUGAUGGUUACUCUUUUGGCAGUUCUAGUAGUUAUUGUGUUGUUCGUCUUGGCACUCUGUUGCCGGCGUAGAUGCAAAGCGUCAUAUACGACCGAUUCAGGUAAUCUAACUAAUGACAUAAUAAUAGGAUGAUAAGGUUCCUUUUGAUCCAUCUUCAAGUACUUUUCUCAUUUAGUUUAGCCUGUGCCAGGCUCUAGGACAGGGUGGACGAGCGAGAAAAGCUAGCUAGCAGUGAGGUAGCGAACGAGAAAAAAUGGCGGGAAGAUAGAAGGGGAAGCCUGUUAGCACCGCCCGACUACCCCGGCCACUUCCUGAAAAACAGUUUCUCGUUUCAGAGUGUCAAAUAAUUGACGUAGUAAGAGUUGAAAUAAACUGUCACAACUGACCAAUCAUAGGGUCUACCAGGCAGGAGCUGGUAUACUGGAAUCAGGUAUUGAAAAAAAUGAUUACAUGCUCCACUACUCCGUCUCUCCACAACUCCCACGCAAUUUUCGCUCAGCUUUCUCGAUCCGCUUUUCUCACUAUCUUGGAGCCUGGAACAGGCUCAGUCAGUCACAUACUGACUUUUUAUAUAGUUUGGUAUGCACUGGGCGGUGUAAAUGGCUUUUAAAAUACUUUAUAAGUGCAAAAUGCAUACUUUCUGCGAGUGCGGUAGUUUUGCUCGGCUUUAUACAACUGUGCGGAAGAUCUAUAUCUCAUCUUUCAAGGGGACACAAUGAAGUCCAAAACGAAAACUGGAGACUGCCACAAAGUUUUCAAUAAACGUUAACAUCUCUGCUUUGUUAUUGCUGAAAAAUGUUCAUUGUAGUUCAUGCUGACUUUGGCUUUUUCCUGUAUUCUCAAGAACCUCGCAAGAAGACAAAACAAAAACAACAACAACAACAAAUUCGCUUUAUGGAGAACUGUCCUGAACUGAAACCGUGGCAGUUGAGUUGUAGUGUUGUGGUGUCUCCCUAAUCAUGAAACAAAGCAAAACAAGUAUACGAAAACACAACAGGGAAAAAUAACAUCACAGUUUGUAGAACAAUAAAAUCAACUUGACAGUCUCGAUAACGGAUUAUGUCAACCUACUUGUUGCCCUUUAUCUCGAAUAACACAAUUUAUGACACAAAAGUUUUGAUUGGUUCAGAGGUCAUUAAGAGCCCUUACCAUUUGCACGGACAGUUCGCUAAAAUUUUCCGUAAAAAGAUACGGUCUUGUUUUUCGCUUAGUUAAAAAGGAACGGGAUUGAGUUGUACCAUUUACAAAAUACCGUUGUCCACUUUUUCUCGCGAAGAAGCAUGGCACUCUUAGCACUGGUAAUUCACGCAAGGGUAUAGAAACUUUCGAUCGUUUCGGUAAAAGUGGGAAAAACCCAAUACCUCAUAAGGUGUACCUUUUAUGUGAAAAAUUUCCAGCGAGAUGAAACGUUCAAUUUGAAUUCUCACCGAAAUUUUCUCGAGUUUUCUAUACAAAUGGUAAGCGCUCAAAGUCACUGCUGAUAACUGCCUGCGGACAAUUGUCCACUCAUGCGCAUUACAGACAGUGCUCUGCUUAUGCGCAUGCCUAGUUUGAACACCGUCUUUGAGGAAACAAAAAAGAUGGCGACCGGCUCUGCAUUUCCCCAGUAAAUUACAAACCAAAACAAGCAUAACAAUUAUUGAACUUGGUUCACAAAAUAUCGUGAUUUGUCGGUGUCUGGCAGAACAGUCAUUGUCUCUGAUCAGGGACAAUGAGCGAUCUUCUCGCCACCAACAAAUUACGAUAUCAACACCGCCCAGUAAUAGUUUAAGACAUGACGACUUAUUUCCAGCCAUGCCCUUUAACUAGACACUAAUUUAUCUUUUUUGAAAUUGCAGGAUCUGACAGGUCAUCUGACUGUCAAAUCUCGGAAGGCCAAAUCAAAUCACAUCAUCAGUAUGUGACUAAUGUUUAA